AAUAUUAAUAUUAUAAAAUAUGAACACAGUAUUUUAUACCUCGAGAUGUGGAAUAAAUCAUUUUCCGUCAUACUCAUUAUAGUAUUGAGUUUAGACUAUAUCUCAUUAGAACAUUCAGGAAAUGAAAAUGAUGAGCUGGUGGGAGUAGCAGUUUGUUUCAGACAUGGAGAUCGAGGACCAAUCAGUUCCUACCCUAAUGAUCCAUUUCUGGAUAUAAAAUAUUGGCCAGAUGGCUUUGGUCAGUUAUUGGAAAAAGGAAAAAUCAAUCAAUUUAAUUUGGGAAGAUGGCUACGAUCUCGCUACUACAACUUUUUGUCACAACGAUAUUCUGUAUCGGAAAUAUUUGUCAAAUCUACGGAUGUCGAUAGAACUUUGACAUCAGCCGCUUCGAAUUUAGCAGGAUUGUAUUAUCCAGAAAACUAUUCAGAUACUUACCCUAAUUGGCCUUUAAACUUACCUUGGAAUCCUAUUCCUAUACACACUGUACCCGAGGAAGAUGAUGAUAUUUUAGCAAUGGCAAAAAGCUGCAGAAAAUUCAAGGAAUUGCACGAACAGAUUUUGAAUUCGGAAGGAUUGAAAAAUAUUUUAAAGAAAUACGAAAAUAUCGUUCGAUUGGUCGAAAGCAAAACUGGUUGGAAUAUAACUGAUGUUACAACGUUUCAGGGGCUUUGGUCUGUUUUUUAUGUUUACAAAAUGCACAAUGCUUCUUAUUUACCAGAUUGGUUUUACGAUUUAGAUGAAAAUGAACUUUCGUUUUUAGCAGGACUAUCUUUUAGUUCUGAAACAUAUACUGACACAUUACAGCGAUUAAAGGUUGGCCCAUUGUUCAAUUACCUGAACAAUUAUUUUGAUGGUAUUUAUAAUGGAACCAAUCAGAAAUUUUUAAUGCUUUCUGCACAUGAUGGAACGAUAGCUUCAAUAUUGAACACAUAUAUGGCGUACGACAGAAACCCACCAGAAUUUUGUUCUAUGAUAAUUUGGGAAUUAUACAAGUCUUCAAGUGGUGAUAAAUAUUUAAAAAUUUGGUUUAAGAAAAAUUGCGAGACUGACUCACUUGAGCCAGUAAAUGUUGGUAAUUGUUAUUCCACUUGUAGUUAUAAUGUUUUCAAACAAUUUGUACAGACUAUAGCUGUUGAUGCUGAAACUUGGGAAAAAGAAUGUAAUUAAAAUGAGCAUACCAAUUAAGUAGGAAUAAUUGUAUCUUAUAUUUGAAUAUUAUAUUCAAAUAUAAUUUAAAUAUAACAUUGUAUUUGA
Messenger RNA from Diorhabda carinulata, 1254 nucleotides. Its product is annotated as prostatic acid phosphatase-like. The record is from RefSeq and is a predicted model, not a curated record. The coding region runs from base 46 to 1167 and encodes 373 amino acids. The transcript has 3 exons. Gene Ontology annotation, biological process: dephosphorylation. Lineage: Eukaryota; Metazoa; Arthropoda; Insecta; Coleoptera; Chrysomelidae. Gene Ontology annotation, molecular function: phosphatase activity.